GGGUGGGGGGGCAACCAGAAUGAAUUCCAAAGGUGUGACUUAUUUAGACCUACAGUACAGUAUGAGAUAAAUGAUGCUUAAAUAUGUAAAGCCUUGGGUUGAGUGAAAACAUGGAUAUUUUAGGUAAACUCGCAGCUUCUGCCACAGCAAAGAUUCGGCAUCUUCAAAAGAUUGCUCAGGACAUCCAGAAAAAUGAUGACAGCUACCUGAAUAAACUAAAAAGAUUGAAAAGCAAAGCAGUUCCAGAAGUACCUGUGAGAGACUACAAAGAUGAGGUGAUGGUGGAUCUGGAAGAUUUAUCUGAAAUGGAAUAUGAUAAUGAUACGUAUGACAAUGCACUGCAAGGGCACGAUAUCAACUAUGAGCCGCCUCCCUGCUGCAAAGUCUUCACCAGAACCACUUCUUCAUCUUUUCUAACAGGGGACUAUCUUGACAGCUGCCAUAAUGGACCAAACUUGGAACACAGAAAGGCCUUCAAAAGGGGCAAAGAAUCUCAACAACUACCCCCAGAACCCACCUAUGUGGACAGUAAUGACGGAGACUACAUCAAUCCAGAUGGCAGUAAUGAGGAUGGCAACUAUGUAGAACCUGCAGAGAACCUCCCUGCUAAUUUGUAUGAAGUUCCAGAAAAAGAGGAUACCAUGUUGAGACAGGUUUCAGCAAACAGAGUAAAAAUGAGGAGAUCACGCUGUACUGACCAGCAGGCUGAAAGUGACUCGAGAUAUGAAGUAUGGGAUCAUGAAAAUAAGCAACCUCCUCCAUACCCACCCAAACCUUUGCCGAGAGGGUCACUGAAACCUCCCUUAAGGCUGGCACAAGAUGUAAAGCAGAGAGACUGUGACCGGCAAAUGCAUCUGAUAACUUACCCUGAUCGUAAAUCACAUCCUCCAAAAUCCUCCACUAUGGACAUGAAACCUCCAAAGAUACCUCUUCCAAAUGUUACCUUCUCCAAACAAACUGACAGUGAUUCUGUUGAAAAUGGAGCCACAGACCAAGAUAAGGAUGCAGAUUUCUAUGCGAAGCCAUGGUUUGCUGGGAAAUGUGACCGCAAGACUGCUGACCAGCUGUUGUUUCACGCAAAUAAAGACGGGGCCUUCAUGGUGAGGAAGAGUUCGGGACAGGACAAACAUCAGCCCUACACAUUGGUGGUUUAUAAUAAGAGCAGAGUGUACAACAUCCCAAUCCGGUUUAUACACACAAGGCAGCAGUACGCACUGGGAAGAGAGAAGAAAGGAGAAGAGUAUUUCCACAGCAUCUCUCACAUCAUCGAGAACCACCAGAAGAACCCUCUGGUCCUGAUAGACGGCAAGAGCAACAGCAAGGAUGCUGCCAAGCUGCGUUUUCCUAUGAAACAACCAACCACAUCUGGACAUCAAGGCCAGACUUUUGAUGCGUUCUCACCUAGUUUUUAAUGCCCACAUGGUCAAUCUGUGGCACUAAAUUAGCAAGACUCAGAAGACUUUGAACAUGUUUUAUUGAGAUGCUUUGCAGUGUUCACUCAGUAUUCAAAUUAACGAAA
Molecule: messenger RNA, 1519 nt
Organism: Phyllopteryx taeniolatus (common seadragon)
Lineage: Eukaryota; Metazoa; Chordata; Actinopteri; Syngnathiformes; Syngnathidae
Gene: blnk
Product: B cell linker
Exons: 20
Coding region: 111-1412 (433 amino acids)
Biological process (GO): intracellular signal transduction; cell surface receptor protein tyrosine kinase signaling pathway
Source: RefSeq, a predicted model, not a curated record